This is a messenger RNA of Diplodia corticola, 13986 nucleotides long. Its product is annotated as nonribosomal siderophore peptide synthase. Gene Ontology annotation, biological process: amino acid activation for nonribosomal peptide biosynthetic process; secondary metabolite biosynthetic process. The transcript is spliced from 3 exons. Lineage: Eukaryota; Fungi; Ascomycota; Dothideomycetes; Botryosphaeriales; Botryosphaeriaceae. Gene Ontology annotation, molecular function: catalytic activity; phosphopantetheine binding. The record is from RefSeq and is a predicted model, not a curated record. The coding region runs from base 1 to 13986 and encodes 4661 amino acids. Gene Ontology annotation, cellular component: cytoplasm.
AUGUCGUUCUCCACGAGCUUUCCCGCCCUCGAUACGCUGUAUCGCCCGCCCUUAGCGGCCGGGCAAGCCGGGAUCAGCAACGGCCUGGGAGGCACCGCGGAACUGCACCAUGACAACAAGCCUGCAGAUUUUGCUUGGAACAAAGCAACCCUCGCCCGCGGCUCUGUUGCUCUGACUGCAGAUACUGUUCUUGAGGCAGGCGCGCGUCUCAUAGCAGCUUUCACCGGCGAGGAUGACGUAGUCUUCCACUACUCUUUGCCUCCCGCCGUCUCCAGCUCCGUCGAGCAAGCGCCGGAGAGAUUCGGUAUUGCCACGGCUGUCGUUGAAUACGACGCUGCUGAGCGCGCCAGAUCAUGCACCAUCACCACAUACCCAGGUCCCCAGCAUUCCUACGGUGAUGCUCAGACCGACUUCGCCGUCGAUGUCCUUGAAAAUGGACAGACGGCAACUUUCUCCACCAAGCCAUUCGUUUUGCGAGUGGAGCUCGGAUCCAAAAUCCAGCUUAGCAUUCAUUACUAUAGACAACUGAUGUCUCCUACCAUUGGCCAAUCGAUGCUCAACUUUGUCAUUGACUACUUGACAUCGAGCUCUUACACUGCACCACCAAAAGACAAGCAGGCAGCUAUCUGGUCAAAACUCAACUACCCUUGUCUUUCCCAGCCGCCGCGCCUCCUUGAAGAUCAAAAUCACGGUCAUUAUGACAUCGGGCCGGCUUUGCUCCACUCCGCCUUCAGACGGCGGGCGAAGGACCAUCCCAACCGCCCAGCCUUGGACUUCCUGGUAUCCAUUUCCCCCGUGUCGCCCGCAGUUCACGAUAUCUAUACCUAUUCCGAGCUGGACAGGCUCACGGAUGCGCUGGCUGCGUGCAUAAGGUCCAAAAUUCCCGCGAGCGAUAAGCAAUCGGUUAUCCCAGCCAUCAUCUCCUCAUCGGCUGAACUGUACGUUUGUUGGCUUGCUACUAUCAAAUCUGGCUGCGCCUUCUGUCCUGUCUCUCCAGAAGCACCAGCGGAUCAACUCCUUUACGUCUUCCAGGAUGUUGAGGCAUCGCUCCUUCUAGGUCGCGGUCCUAAGGAAGGAGCCUUAUCGGGAGCCCUCGACGAUGCCUUUACUUGGGUCGAUGCGACCGCUUUCAUUGACGAAUGGCGCUCCACUGGCAGGAAGUCGGCCGAUGCCACGAUUCUCCCUCCCAUCGAUGAGAAUGACCUUGCCUAUGUUAUGUACACCAGCGGAUCUACUGGAAGACCAAAGGGAGUCAAGAUCACUCAUCACGCUGCAGCGUGCUCAGUUGCUUCCCAUUCCCUCUACCUCUCUUCUCGGUCGACUUCCAUCCCUGCCCGUUGGUUCCAGUUCGCAGCACCCACCUUCGACCCCUCUGUCAUGGAAAUCUUUGUCACAUUUUCCACUGGCAGCACACUGUGCUCCGCUGAGCGCCAAACAAGCUUGACAGAUCCCGAAACGACCAUCACAGAGCUGCGUGCCACCGUUAUGAUGGCAACGCCAAGUAUGGCAGCUAUCCUGAACCCGCACAAAGUGCCUACGUUGAAGGACCUCUGGGUCAUGGGCGAAGCCGUCAACCGCAGGGUUAUCGACAACUUCUCUACCGACUCUCCGACCCGCAUUGAACGUCAUGGCAACAGCACUGCCAUCUCACCCGAAGGCUUGCUCAACGCCUACGGUCCGACUGAAGGCUCUAUCAACUGCACUGUGGUAUCAAAUUUCUCGGUCCACGACAGAGGAUCCAUCAUUGGAAAGCCGCUCCCCACCUGCGCCAUGUUCGUCAUCGAUGCUGCAGAGAAAGAUGCUGUCGUCAUGCCUCUAGGCUUCCCCGGUGAGCUGGUAAUCGGCGGCCCGCAAGUGUCUGCAGGAUACUUGAACCGGCCUGAAGAGACUGCGAAGGCUUUCCUCGAGAGCGAAGAGUAUGGCAGACUUUACCGGACUGGUGAUCGUGCCAGAGUUGUGCAAGAUAGGGAUGGCAGUCUCACCAUCGAAUACCUCGGUCGUCUUACCACCGACCAGGUGAAGCUGAGCGGAAGGCGUGUCGAGCUCGGCGAUAUUGAGGCGGUUGUCGAGAAAGUGGAUGGCGUGAGGGAGGCUGUGGUCGUGGCACACAAGCCAUUCGGUGGCGGACACGGUAGUGAGCAGGUGGUCGCUUGUAUCCUACCACACGCUGACGCUGUCCAAGAGCUUCUGGUCAAGUCUUGCCAAGCCGCAGCUGACAAGUGGCUCCAACCCCAUAUGCGGCCGUCCAAGUACUUUUUCUUCGGAGACAUCCCUCGCUCUCGUUCCGGAAAGAUCGAUCGCCGCUCCAUGGGAAAGCUGGUUGAAGAGCGUUGGUCGACCGUUGCGGCACCCGCAACGACUGACAGGCCUAUGAGCGAAGACAUCGUUCUGGAUGAAGCCGUAAAACAGCUUGUCUUCACUGGGGUUGCAGAUGUUACGGAUAUCUCAGCCGAUGACAUCUCUUCCUCUGCAGAACUGCUCUCGUACGGAUUUGAUAGUCUACGAGCAAUGCGGUUCCUACAGAGAGCCCGCGAGCUGGGUUUACAGAGAUUGACCGUCGGCGAUGUUGUCACCUGCCGCACUUUCAAAGACUUGGUUGUGAAGCACAUGAAGACACCCGAGCUGGGGCAAGAAGUCAGCAGUUCUGAUAUUUCUCCUGAUGCCUGGAAUACUGCUGCAGCGGCCUUUCAGCAUAAGCACGAAGAGGAAUGCGCAAGGUCCCUCGAUGUGCCGACCGAAGUUUUCGAGAAAAUUCUACCCACUACGUCAACUCAAUCAGGUAUGCUCGCAAGCUUUUUGCGUAGUCUGAUCGACCCCGCGGAACAGGGUGUCAAACACUACAUCAACCACUCGGUGUACGAAGUGCCAAGCGGCCAUGACCUCAGUGCUGUCCGAGAUGCUUGGCUAGAGGCUCUGCACAACGGAGAUGCAUUCAGGAUGGCCUUCGUCUCUGUGGAUGACGACCUAGCGCCCUUCGCUCAAUGUGUCUUCAAGGCAUCGUGCCCUCGGGGCCAGGUCCAAGCUACGUCGUACCGCUGUGAAUCAGACGAUGAGUUUUCCAACCUUGUAUCCAGGGCGCUGGAAGAGGCUGAGUCUUCUAUCGUUUUGGAUCGGCCACCUCUGAGCCUCGCUAUUGUGCAGUCACCCAACCGCGCUGGGGUUAUACUUAGCCUGUUCCAUGCCAUAUUCGAUGGCGGCUCCCUACAGCUGCUGGUGCAGGAUGUGGAGGACCGAUUCUUUGGCCUUGAUCGCCAUUUCCGCGCGGACCGCGAAGGUGCGAAGAAGUAUUGGCUGAAAAAGUUGGAGGACUGUGCACCGACUACAUUCCCUGCUCUUUCCCGCCUGCAGCCGCGGUAUCUAUCCAAAGGUCCUCGUGUUUCCUCCGUGCUGUCAGAGAUCACUUUGAACGAUCUGCAGAGUGCUUCGAAGGCAUCUCAAAUAUCAUCCCUUGCGGUCCUCCAGGCAGCCUGGUCCAUUGUCCUGUUUGGCUACACUGGGGCCAAGGCCGAUGUUGUCUUCGGUAGCGUUGUUUCGGACAGGUACAGUCAGGAGACGGCAGACUGUCUUGGUCCAACCUUCGUUACUGUUCCCAUUCGCGUGUCUGCGCACUCUGACGUGCCCGUGAAGGAUGUCACCAAGCGUCUCACCCUUCAAAACACCGAGGCUAUUCAACACCUUCAUACUCCGCUCAGUUCCCUAGUCACCUCGGAGGGCCGUCUGCAUUACGAUACGUUGCUUGCCUUUCAGAGCUUCCCCGGUGGUGCUGCUGGGAGCGAUUUGUGGAAGUCCAUCGAAUACCCGCCCAUGGGGAAUGACUUUGCCGUCAUGCUUGAGAUCUGGCCCACCGAGAAUGGACAGCUUUUGCUCAAGGCAACUUAUGAGCACAAGUGCCUCGACGACGUCGCAGCGCACACCAUGCUGAUGCAACUCGAAGGCGCCAUUACUUUCAUCCUGGAGAAUCCCAAUGAAUCGUUCCUGCAUGGUCGCUUCGCUAGCGGGGCAGAGCUUCUUUCCGCGUUUCCUGAAACCGCAAAGGCAGACACUACCGGUGAGGUUAUGCUGCUGCAUGGCCCGUUCGAGAAGCUUGCCGCUGAGACUCCGGAUAAGCUGGCGCUUGACUUCUUCUACGGCCUUGACUCUGACGCAAAGCGAGUUAAGUGGACAUUUUCUGAGCUCAACGAGAAGGCCGACGCUCUAGCUCGCCACCUCGUCGCUAAGUUGGGCUCCCUUGCAGAUCGCGUUGUUCCAAUCUGUAUGGAGAAAUGUCCGGAGCUGUACGUGGCUAUCUUGGGUAUCCUGAAGGCUGGCGCAGCGUGGUGCCCCAUCCACCCUGAUUUCCCUCCAAAGCGCCAGCAUGACCUCAUCGCCCGUGCUGACGCUUCUCUUGUCAUCUUGGCUCAUUCAACGGCUACCAUCGAUGCUUCCGCUAUUCCGGAGGACGUCGAAAUUCUGAACAUUGCUGUUCCUCUGCCGGACAGCGAAAUGAAUGUCGCAGCUGUUCUCCCUGCCCCCGAGCCCCAGAAUCUGGCAUACUUGAUCUUCACGAGUGGUACAACCGGUCCUCCCAAGGGUGUUCCUAUCGGCCACAAGGCUGCUGCUUCGGCGAUGCGCGCCCUUUGUGAGGUCAUUCCAUCCGACACCAGGACUGGAACCGUUCGUGGCCUGCAAUUCUCCCAGUACACAUUCGAUGUGUUCGUUGAGGACUUAUUCGAGAUCUGGAGGAUGGGCGGCACAGUGGUAUCAGCACCAAAGGAGCUUAUGCUUGGCUCCUUCGUCCAACUUGCCAACUACUCCAAGGCUACUCAUGCGCACCUUACUCCGGCCUUCGCCAGCGCCGUCGCCCGUGAUAACCUCGAAACCAUGGAGGUGAUUACCAUGAUUGGCGAGAAGCUCAAUCAGCCUGUCGCAGAUGACUGGGGUAACAACAUGCGCGCCUACAAUACCUACGGUCCUGCCGAGGCGGCUGUUGUCUCUACUGUUGAGCAGUUCGGUCCUGGCGGCCACAGCCAAGUCAAGAGCUCCAACGUCGGCGUUCCACUUGCAUCUGUCGGCGCCUACGUUAUUCAAGAUGGCCGCGCCGUCAUGCGUAAUGCCAUUGGUGAGCUGGCGUUGUCCGGCGACCAGCUGUCCUACGGGUACUGGAAGGAUUCUGACAAGUCGAACGAGAAGUUCAUCUGGUGCGAGAGCCUUCAGCGCACCGUCUACCUCACCGGCGAUCUAGUCAGGCAGCUUGGCGACGGUUCCAUCGAUUUCGUGGGCAGGGAUGAUGACCUGGUAAAGAUUGCGGGUCAGCGUGUGGAGCUGAGCGAGAUUGCAUACUUCCUCCGCGCCAGCCACCCUGCUGUGCAGCAAACCGAGAUUCUGUACCUGGAAUCACAGAAGAGGUCUGGUAGAGUUGUUGUUGCCUUCUUGGCCGUUCCAGGCUUCGGCGGCGGCGAGGGUGAAGACGCCGCUAUCGUCAAGGUAGCGGAGGACAGCGCGGGCAGGCUCCUGCCCGCCCACAUGAUUCCAGACUUCUUUAUCGUUCUGCCAACUAUCCCGCGUACGCCUUCGGCAAAGGUAGAUCGCCACGCCCUUAAGCGCAUUUUCUACGAUCAUGAGAACACCCGCGUCAAGGAGGUUGUGGAGGAUGUUUCGGCUGUUGAGUGGCGGGAGGCCAACCCCGUCCUGGUCGAUGCGCUGGCCCAAGUCACCGGUGCUCCCAAGGAAUCCAUCAAGCCGAGCAGCACCCUGGCCGCUUUAGGGAUUGACUCCAUUGGAGCUAUCCGACUUGCCGCAAAGAUGAACGCUGCACAGGGCUCUCUUUCUGUCCUGGAUGUCCUGCGCUGCAAGACUAUUUCCGACAUUGGCUCCUUCACAGGCCAGAAGGAGGCCCGCCUGGGCUUGGCUCAGAAUAUGAAAGACUUUGACAAUACUUGGGCUGCUCCCGUUGCAGCUUAUUUAGGACACGGGGGUUUCAAGGUCGCCCCUGCGAGCGUGCUUCAAGAAAGCUUGCUUGGCGAGUCCAUGCAGAACCCACAGUCGUAUUGGAGCAACCACUUCUUCAAUCUUGAUGGCAGCAUCGAUCUACAGCGUCUGAGAGACGCAUGGCUACAGAUUGCUCAGGAGACUGAGUCUUUGCGAGCAGGCUUCGUUCCCAAAGCCGCUCUACCAAAGCCUGGUUCCGCACCCAAUGUGGACUCCAUAUUCCUGCAAGUCGUCUACGAAGAAGCGCGUGUCAGCUGGGUUGUUCAACCCGUCGAAAAAGGCAAUUUGAUGGAAACUGCUAGAGAUGUCUCUGUGCAGACCGCCCGGCGCCACCAGGAUUCGGUCUUCAGACACCCUCCGUGGGCUGUGAACAUUCUGGAGCAUGGAGAGGCACGGACUAUGGUCGUGAGCAUUCACCAUUCCCUCCAUGAUGGCCCUUCUCUGGACUUCAUUAUUGCCGAGCUUGGCGCCAAAUACAACGCCCAUGCCACAAAGCCUCGCUGCCAACUUCUCGAGGCUCUCGCCAUUGCAAGCACGGAUGCCGAUCUGCAAGCUACGGAGGCUUUUUGGGAGAAGGAACUCCAGGGAAUUUCCAGUGACAUAUCCGAGGGACCAGGAGCCAAGAUAAGCAAAGAUGCCAGUCCUGCUGGAAUGCGCACGACCGACCAUGUAUCCUCACUCUCAAAGAAGGAGCUGCAGGAUGCAACCCGCCGUCUUGGCGCAAGCUCCAUCGCAGCUGUGAUCCGUGCUGCUUGGGGUUUCAGCUUGGCUGAGUUCUGUGAGUCUCCAGACAUGGUAUUCGCGGAAGUCCUCUCGGACCGCGUCAUGGAUGCCAGACUGGAGACGGCCAUUGCUCCGCUCAUUUCCGUCGUCCCCGUUCCUUUCCGUGCUAGAGGCACUGGAAAAGAGCUUAUAUCCGAACAGAACAGGAUUUCGCGCGACACUUGGGACCAUCGUCACGUCAGGCCCGGAACUGUGAGAAGAAUCCUUCAGCGUCCCGUUGAUCAGCCUCUGUACCCAGCCGUUUUUGUUUUCCACCCUGACGGCGAUGCUUUUAAUGCCCAUACCCAGUACUCCUGGACCAAAGCUGAGGAUCUCGUGCUCAACGUUGAGCAUGCCAUGGCCUUCAACGUGUGGCAGGUCGAUGAGAACAUUACCCUUUCCUUCUCUGCGGCAAACGAUGUUAUGAGCGAGCAGCAUCAGACCCUUUUCGUCCGCCAGGUGGAUGCAUUGCUGUCGGCAAUGAUCAGUCACCCAGAUGUUGAGGUAGCAGAUCUCACGAACUUUUUCCCAGAUGACUUGAAGUCUGUCACGAAGCCUCGCCCCGACACGCUCUGCCCAGCGAAGGUUGAUCCUACUUGGUGGGUUGAUCACUUCGCAAAGGAGCAUCCUGACUGGAAGGCCGUUGAGAUUGCAACGCAGAUCUGGCCAGAGGCUGAGUCUGUCUCGUGGACUUACAAGGAACUAGACACAUACGCCAACCGUGUCGCUGCUUAUAUCAACAAAUACGGCAGCGGGGGUGGAAGUGUGGCCCUCUGCAUGCCCCGUACACUUGAGGCCUUCGGUAUCAUUUAUGGUAUCUUCAAGUCUGGCCAGACCUACCUGCCUCUGGAAGAGAGCUUGCCCCUCGACCGUAAGAUGUUCCUUUGCCAGGACAGCAACGCUUCCCUGCUAUUCACCACUGCGGAUCUUUUCGAGGUUUCCCCAGAGUUUGACGACCAAACCUGCAAGGUCGUGGACGUCGAAACGGCCGGCUUCCAAGAUGAGCUCACUACCUUCGAUAGCAAGCCUGUGCCCAUCACCUACGAUCCCGGCGCCAAUGCUUACGUUCUGUAUACUUCUGGAUCCACAGGCAAGCCUAAGGGGGUUCUGGUAAGCAGACAGAACCUGGCCUCGUUCAUGGACGCUCAGUCCGAGUUCAUCUGCGACGUUGUUCCGGCGACCAAGACCUUGGGCGGCACUGGAAAGUAUCUCAACCUCGCCAGCAGAGCUUUUGAUGUCCAUAUCGGAGAGAUGUUCCUCUCUUGGAGACAUGGUCUGACUGCCAUCACUGCCCGCCGCACUCUCCUUCUCGAUGACCUAGCAGCUGCGCUCAGGAACCUGAGAAUCACUCACGCCAGUUUCGUGCCGUCGCUGCUUGAUCAGACUGGCCUGACUCCGGACGACGCUCCUGAACUCGUGUUCCUUGGUGUUGGCGGAGAGAAGAUGACCGAAAAGACGCGAAAACUUUGGGGUGGCCACGACCGCGUCGGCCUCAUCAACGCCUACGGCCCAACCGAAGUCACCGUUGGCUGCUGUUCUGGCCGUCUCUGGCCCAAUUCCGACCCGAAAAACAUUGGAAGCCCGCUAGGAGAUUCCGUUGGCCACCUCUUCCGUCCCGGUACCAACACAUAUGUCAGGCGUAUGAUGCCUGGUGAACUUUGUUUCACUGGUAGUCUGGUUGCGAACGGCUACCUCAACCGCCCUGAUGCUGCAGGCUUUGUGGAAAACUUCAACGGCGAGCGUAUGUACAGGACGGGUGACAUUGUUCGCUUGAUGCCGGACAACAGCAUAGAAUUCCUGGGUCGGAAGGACGACCAAGUCAAGAUCAGAGGUCAGCGAGUUGAGCUGGGCGAGAUCUCCGAGGGCGUCAGGGUUUCUUCGUCUGAGCCGGUCAACGUCGCCACACUUCUUUUGAAGCACGAGGAGCUCUCUCGUCCUCAAUUGAUCGCUUUCGUCGCCAGCGAGAAGGACAUCAAGGUUGCAAAAGAGAAAAAGGAAGAAUGCAGGUUCCUCGACGAGCGAUUCGAAGCCAUGAAUGCAAGCGUCCGUCCGAACUGCCAGAAGAUCCUCCCAGCGCACAUGGUUCCCGACCUCUUCAUUCCCGUCAACGUCAUCCCGCUGACUGCAACCUCGGCCAAGGCGGAUACCAAGCUUCUCAAUACUCUGUUUUCAUCCAUCCCCGUUGCUAGGCUCAUGGCCGGUAGCCAUAAGCCUGUCGGUGCACCCGCCGUCAGUAACAGACCAUGCACGGCAGAAGAGGAAACUAUUGCAAGUAUCCUCAAGGCUCUCAUCGCUGAUGAGUCGCGUGAGAUACGACCGGACACAUCCAUCUUCGAGCUUGGGAUUGACAGUCUCAGUGCCAUCAGCCUUUUCAUGAAGCUGAAGGAGGUCGGAUAUGAAUGCAGUGUGGCUAACGUCCUGACCCACCCCACGAUCGAGCAGCUGGCGACAUUGCCCCACAAGGACAAGCAGCAGACAGGCGGCAUUUCUCUUGAACAGAUCCGACAACAACUCGCACAAAUUGAGACCGACUACCGCGAAGACCCGGCGCCACCUAUUCCUUCCAACCUCGUGCAAGCAGUUCGGCCUUGUCUUCCGCUCCAAGAGAUCAUGGUCGCUCGAUCUGCUGACUCCGGUGACGACAGCAAUUCAUUCUAUGUCAAUCACAUCAUGCUCCAGAUUGCCGGCGGCGUCGACAUUGAAAAGUUCUGCCGCGCGUGGGAGGCGACCGUGGCUGAGAACGAAGUCCUACGUACAUGCUUCUGGUUCUCGGGUGAUCACUUCCGCCAGAUUGUGCUUCACCCAGAUGCUGGUAAAAUCGCGUGGGGUUUCGCGAGGGCAGAGGAUGACACCCCAUCCCAGACCGUUCUGUCGCAGCUCUACCCUCGAAUCCGUCAGGAUAUCGUCCAAAACCUGUCUACCAAGCCGCCAGUUCGCUUCACAUUCGGCGUCUCAAGAGGCGGUCAACGUACUGCUCUCCUGAUAUCCAUCCACCAUGCGCUCUACGAUGGUGAAUCGCUGGGUAUGCUCUUUGAAGAGGUUCACAAACGAUACCACGACUCCGCUCCGGACCCCAGAGAGAGCCCCGGAUCCCUUGUCGAGUACAUCACCUCUCGAGACAAGGAGAGUGCGAAGAAGCACUGGUCCGGCUUGCUUGAGAACUGGCAACAGACACGCCUUGUCGCAUCGGAUAGUAUCGACCAUAACGCUCCGGUCACCAUCAAGUACCGUACUUUUAGUGCCAGUCUGACCUCCAUUGAAGCCGUUGCUUCUCGGCAGAAACUUACCGUUGCUGCUGUCUUGCAAGCCGCAUUCGGCACAGCUCUGGCGCAGAUGUUGGGCACGAACGACAUCAUCUUUGGUGCCGUCCUUUCCGGCCGCGCCGUACCAGUCAAGGAUGUCAACCGGAUCCUGGCACCUUGCAUUACCACCAUUCCGCAACGCGUCAAUCUGUCUAAGCUUGGCACUACCCUACAGGAUGUAUUCGCCACCUUCCAGAAGCUCAGUUAUGAGAGCCUGGAGUAUCAGCACAGCUCUGCCCGGGACAUUCAAGUUUGGGUCGGCGCUGACCGUCCCCUGUACGAUACUUUGUUCUCGUUCGCCCGUGCGCCAGAGCAAACGAUCGAUUACGAUUUGUGGGAGGAGAUUGAAAGCGACAUGCCAAUGGAUUCGUCGCUUGCAGUUGAGGUCGAAUCCGACUACGAGAGCGACAAGCUGAAUAUGGCCGUUGGCUGCACAGCCGCCUUCGGUGACGGCGUCAAGGCGGAGGAGAUGCUUGAGAGGAUCGAGAUGCUCGUCGACACCGUCCUCAACGGCGACGCACUUCCGCUUGCUGACCUGGGCAUCUCUGUGGAGUCGCCCUCUGUUGAUGCAACCAAUAAGAAGAUGACUACCUGGGAUGAGGCCACUUGGUCUGAGGAGGAGAAGAUCAUCAGACAACUCGUCGCAGACUUUGCCCAGGUUUCGUCGGAUAGCGUAAGCAAAAACACGUCGUUUUUGCACAUCGGUAUUGACUCGAUUACUGCUAUUCGCUUUGCCAGAAAGCUCCGUGAGCAUGGGUACAACCUUUCAUCGGCAGACGUCAUGCGCAACAGCUGCGUCGGCGCACUUUGUUUCCACUUCAAGCCAGAGACGGUUCAGGCUACUGCCAACAACAGAGGUGGAAGACAAGAUUCUGUGUUUGAGGCUCACCAGCCUGAGCUCGAGAUCCCGGCCUCGGUCAAAUUGAGAGAGGGCGAUAUUAUUGAGGCUGUCUACCGCUGCACUCCCCUGCAGGUCGGUAUGCUGACUCAGACAUUGGGUCUCGAUGGACGCCUCUACGUUCACCACCAUACGCUUCGCCUGUCUCCCGAUGUAGAUCUCGCCAAGUUCAAGGAGGCAUGGGAGAAGAGCGUUCGCCAAAUCGACGUUCUCAGAACUUCAUUCCAUCGCUCGGGUACCGAGUGGGUAGCCGUCGUCCAUGAGAACUUUGUUCCCCGGUGGAGAGAGGUGUCGACGUCCGACAUGGAUGCGGCGCUGCAGAAUCUCCAGCACACAACGGCCUUCCAUGAGGAAAGUCAAUUCAACGAGCCCCCAGUCAAGGUAACCGUUUUCUCGGAUGGCAGCUCCGUUGUCUUCUCAGCAUCAAUGCACCAUGCGUUGUAUGACGGCAUGUCCGUACCCAUUCUCUUCCAGCAACUCACCGACAAUUACUUCGGCAAAGAUGUCAAUCCCUCUGCUCCAUUCCACCAAGCGGCAAAGAUUAUGACUGCCAACCAGAAAGCGGCCAUAGAUUUCUGGAGCAACAAGCUCGGGGGAUACAGGAGCAUCAGCAUACCGCUCACCGAGGAAGAGACCAGAUCCAAGCGAAUGACGCUGGCUAGCAUCGAUAUUACGGACAUCUCUAGACCCCGGGAGAAAAGCUUCAGUGUCCAGAAUAUCACUCUCCUGGCCUUCGCCAAAGCUCUUAGUAGCCUUGUCCAGCGUCGCGAUGUCGCCUUCGGCAUGGUACUGGCUGGCAGAAGCCUGGAGCUGGAGAACGCCGACACUAUCAUCGGGCCCACCUUCAACACCGUGCCGUACCGCAUUCGCCUGGCUAAUCCUCUCUCUUCAAACGAGAUCCUUCUACAACAGCUGCAGCAGCUGACUAUCGACGGCAUCGAGUUCCAGCAUGCUUCCUUCGCUGACGUUCAGAAUCGCUGGCGCCAGGCUUCCAACACCACCGAUGCAACGCUUACAGACAGUCUGUUUGUAUUUCAGAAGGUGAACUCGAGUACCGUUGAGAACUCGCAGAGCAUCUGGCAGCCCUACGAGACGGAGGAAGUGUCCGUGCCUUCUGAGUACAAGAUGAACUUUGAAGUCGAGCACGGCGACCAGAGUUUGGUCGCCCGCGCUUAUUCGCGUCUCGGGAAAGAUCGCCUCGACGCCUUCCUGUCCACCUUCCGAGAUGCUGUACAGGAUAUUGUCGAGCACCCUAGCCGCUACGUCACUGCGUGCCCACCUGGACUGCGCAGCCUGCCACUCGAAUCCGCGGCUGAAGAAGAGGAAGCUAUCACUUGGGACGAUCCGGCGGUCCAGCGCUAUGCUGAAACCGUGCGCUGUGCCAUGUCCCGUGUCGUCAAUGUUCCCAUUGAGAGCAUCGAGCUGUCUACAAACAUCUUCUCCAUCGGUCUGGACUCGAUUGCUGCCAUUCAAGUAGCCUCGCAGUGCCGCAAGGCAGGAUUCCGUAUCGGUGUGGCCGACAUCAUCGCAGGCGUUACUCUGGGUCGUAUUUGCAGAGCUAUCGCCUCCAUCAACAGUGCUCAAGAGUAUACUGCCCCUGCCGAGAAGGUUGCACCCGUCCUUGUGCCUGAAGAGGAAUCCACCGUGCUCGCCAAGUUAAACGUCACCAAAGACGAAGUCGAGGCUAUCAUGCCCGCUCUGGCCGGCCAAGACUACCACAUCGCCAGCUGGUUGGCUUCCGGACGCACGCUGUACGAGCCGACCUGGACUUUCAGGGCUACAAAACGCCUCGAUACCGACAAGCUUGGCCAGGCGUGGCACGCUCUUCAAGAAAGGCAUUCCAUAAUGCGCACAGCCUUCGUCACCGCCAGACCUGACCAGACCAUGCAAGUCGUGCUCAAGCCCUCGAAGAUUGUCUCCAGUACCUUCACGAUCGAAGAGGCCACCGGUGAACUUGAAGAAAUUGUCAAGACCGCCGUAAAGCGCAUCUCCCACACGCCAUCUGACCUCUUCACACCUCCGGUCCGCCUACACCUUGUUCGCAGUAGCAGUGAGACGGGAGAUGACGCAGACGCUCUCCUGAUUACCAUGCACCACACCACUUACGAUGCGUGGACCAUGUCUCGCUUGAUAGCCGAUCUACUCCACACAUACUCAGGCAAGACGCCGGACUCGUCUCCGCCGCAGUUCGCAGACCUGGUCGCCUUCACGCAGCGCUCACUCGCCGCUCUCGACCAACGCGCCUUUUGGCGCCAGCACCUCGACGGUUGCUCGCCCACAAUCAUUCCGCCAGUCACCGGCGACGGCACCGACGAUCCAAAAGACCGCUCUCAAACCUUCGUCAUGGCAUCGAGCACCGCGCUCUCGCUCCGCGCCGCCGAAGAAGCGGCCAAGACGGCCGGCAGGCAGCUGCACACGCUCGUGCUCCUCGCCUUCGCGCGCGCCCUGGCAACGGCCACGGCGUCGGCCUCGCCCACCUUCGGCUUCUUCCAGCUCGGCCGCGCCGCCUCGUUCGACGGCAUCGAGGCCGUCAGCGGGCCGACGGUCAACCUGCUGCCCCUGGGCGUGCGCGCCGUCCGCGAGCGCGACGCGCGCGAGCUCGUCGACGAGCUGCUCGCGAAGCUGGCGGAGCGGAUGCCGUUCGAGCAGAGCAGGUUGAGGGACGUGGCGGCGUGGGUGGGUGGCGACGACACGCAGGCCCAGAUGCCUUUCAACGCCAGCUUGAACCUGCUGUGGCACGACGAUGUCGUCGGGAGAGAGUUUGGCGGCGAGGAGAGGCUGCUGGAGCCGUUGCUGGUCGGUGUGCCGACGGAUUUUUCGGCGAACGCGGUGAUUGAGGGGGAGACGGCUGUGGAUGGGUUGGAUUACGGUUGGGUGCGGGAAGGGCAGCUGUUUGUGGAUGUGGGCCCUGAUAGGGAGUGCGAUGGGAUCAAGUUCGGUGUCAGGUGCGAUGGGAGGCUGAUGGGAGAAGAGGGCGUGAGGACGUUCGUGGCGGUAUUUGAGAGGGAGAUUGGGGAGGUGGUAAGGGCGUUCGGUGCGUCGGAGGCACAGGAUUGA